Suhomyces tanzawaensis NRRL Y-17324 is the source of this 651-nucleotide messenger RNA. Its product is annotated as Zn(II)2Cys6 transcription factor domain-containing protein. The record is from RefSeq and is a predicted model, not a curated record. Gene Ontology annotation, molecular function: zinc ion binding; DNA-binding transcription factor activity, RNA polymerase II-specific. NCBI's taxonomy places the organism in Eukaryota, Fungi, Ascomycota, Pichiomycetes, Serinales, Debaryomycetaceae. Gene Ontology annotation, biological process: regulation of DNA-templated transcription. The transcript has a single exon. The coding region runs from base 1 to 651 and encodes 216 amino acids.
AUGGACCCGAGAGUGUCGCACGCACACUUCGAAGUCCCCGACAAAGAGUACCCAGGGAUGCUCAAGCACUUGAGCGAGUUCCAGGUCAAGUUGGCCAAAUCAGUGGCCAUUGGCGUGGUCUCGGCUGGUACCGAGGACCCCCUGGGGCCGUCCAUCACCGUGUUCAAACGCAAAAACUUGAAAAAAUUCAGACGAAAGGACCACCCCCAUAACAUCUACGACCACAAUUCCAACUCGCCGCUCGAUUUGAACGAGUACGGCAAGUCGACAGUCAGCUGUAUUCGCUGCCGCAAGCUCAAGAAGAAGUGCACCCGUUCUGUGCCUGAAUGCUCCAACUGCAUGUCGUCAGACGAGCUCUGUGUGUAUGUGCCCCGCAAGUCGAAGCACAAGGACAAGUUGACGGUGCGGACGGGUUCCACCGGAAGCUUGCCAGAGAUCUCCCAAUCAGAGUGGGAUUUUGACAAGAAAAAGCCAACCCACAAGAGGCUAUCUUUGCCCUUGAUCCAAAGCGGUCUGGUCAAGCGAGAGUUCGACCCCGUACAACACUACAACCCCCAGGACAAUUCCAAGCUGGCCACCCCCGAGGAAACAAACUACUAUUAUGGAACAAAACGAAAUCUGGCACACGAUUUUGCAAUUAUACUAAAUUAA